Stylophora pistillata is the source of this 1096-nucleotide messenger RNA. RefSeq lists its product as uncharacterized. Lineage: Eukaryota; Metazoa; Cnidaria; Anthozoa; Scleractinia; Pocilloporidae. The record is from RefSeq and is a predicted model, not a curated record.
AUCAGUGCACGUUUGCUUGUCACCAAGAUUGGUCACGAACGAUCGAAUCAGGCGUGAAAAAAUGUCAAAUAUUGAACACACUGAGGAUUCCGCCUCGAAAAGUUCUUCUAAAAAGAAGGCAAAGAAGCUCCCUCAAGGCGGGAACGAGGUUCCCAGGUCAGAGGGCACUAGUGGUGUAGAAAACACUACUUCAAACGGUUUGUCGGGAAACGCGCCCGAAAAUGACACAACACAACAGAGUGAGCUGUCAACAUUUGGCAGUAUGCUAACGAAUUCUAUGCUUACUCUCCAAACAACUUUGACUCGGCAGUUUGAAAAACUGCAAAAUACUAUUGAAAGAACUUGGUCCACAGAGGAAAAUAAUCUGUUGGAGAGCUCCGAAGGAGAGUACAGGAGUGAGAGUGACAAUGAAAAUGGCGCCAAAACCAACGAUCGCGCUCUGUGCGACAAACCUCGGUCAAAACGCCAAAGAGAUGCCUCCCCAUCACAAAUAUCUGUCUUGUCAGACGAUGUGACAGAAACCGCUGCAAAACGGUCGAAAAGCUUAGAUAAAAAAUGUGAUGUACUCGACGCAAUUGCUCAACGCCUCACAAAGACAGAACCGACAGACGUUGCUGUCAACGAACAACUUGCUACACUCGUGAACGGACUCAUGUUCAAAUUGAAAAAACCUGAAGAAUCAAAGCUCAAAGAAGAAGGGGAAAAAAUCCUCCGACCACAAAACUGCGAAAGUUUGGUCGUCACAAAAGUGGACGAGCUUAUUUGGAACAGGCUGAGGCCGAACACGAGGUCCUUUGACUCGAGGGUACAAACAGCCCAAGGCAUGUUGAUCAAAGGUGUCAUUGAGGUCACCAAAAUGCUCAAUGAAAUGCUGGACCUGAAGUCCAAAGCAAAUGACGAGUCAGUGAAUGAUAGUAUAGAUUAUGAGAGCAAACUUAACCAGCUGAUCGACAAAGGAAUGUCAGCUAUAGAAAUGCUUAGCUACGCAAAUUUCGAGAUCAACAUGAGACGAUGAGAGUGUAUAAAACCCGACCUCAAUGAAGACUACCAAACCUCGCUAUUCUCCUCGUCAGUCCCUGUGAACAACUUCCUAUUC